Molecule: messenger RNA, 7683 nt
Organism: Paramuricea clavata
Lineage: Eukaryota; Metazoa; Cnidaria; Anthozoa; Malacalcyonacea; Plexauridae
Source: the annotation of a GenBank genome assembly
ACUCGUCUGACCUCGUACACGCGUAGUCUAACAAAUCUUAAUACUUCAUAAAAACACAGAUACCUGUACAAUACGAAUGAGCGCAGUUGAGAUUCCUUGGAAUAAAUUCCGGUCGUUUCGAAGUGAAUUUCGUAAAACAGAUUAAGCAAUAUAAAUCCCUUCUCGCUGUCACGGCGUCCUUGCUCAUUCUUAAUGAUUUUCGCCAAACAAAACUUAAUACUUUAAUUCCCUUUUAAAAGCUGUAACUUUCGAAUGCAAAUUUCGAAGUCACAACAAACCAAAUUAUUGAAAUGACCCGUUUGUUUUCAAACAUCGCACCAUGGUAACAUCAUUAAAAUGUCAAUAAAGUGCAAUUUGAUACCAAGCAAAGUCUGCCAACAAGCCGUCAUCAAGUUGUGUUCGCACUGCUUGUCCCAAGUUGUCAACAAGUUCGGAACAAGCUGUUAAGAACUUGUAACAACCUUGUUGAUAUUAUCAGACAUGUUGCAAGGUUGUUCCAACAAGUCCGAUACAUUCGUGAUAUAACAAUAUUGUUACAACCUUGUGUCGUCAACCUUGUAACAUUCUUGUUAUAUCAUGAUUGUAUCAGACUUGUCAGAAUAACCUUGUAACAAGUCUGAUAAUGCCAUCAAGCUUGUUACAAGUUGUUAACAGCUUGAUCCAAACUUGCUACAACACCCGGGGACAUGCAGUUCGAACACAACUUGUUGACAGCUUGUGAACAGCUUUGCAACAACUUUUUUGCAGACCUGUAACAACUUGUGCGUUUUUAUACAAUCUUCUCAGAACAGACAGACAAACAGACCAUUGUGAACAGACCAUUAUAGCUCAGUGGAACAGACAAACAGACAUAGAAACAGACAGCUUGGAAUAACUUCGGAUUUUUCCGACGUUUGCCCGAAGAGCAAAGUCUUCUUUCGACCGAUGGAAAAUACAACAAGUUCAUCUUGAGAAAAUCGUGCUUUAGUUGUAGUGAAAUAAAACUUUAAAUUUUUGUUCCUUUUAUAAUGUCUGGCGAGGAGAAAUUAUUGUGUUAUAAUCGUGGUUGUGCCAAGCAAUAUGUGGAAAGCGAAAAUAGCGAGGGUAAGGGUUAAAUUUGGUAAUAUUUUUGAAAAUUUAUAACCAUUUUAUACAUUUUAUUAUUCUCCAAUCUCCACUAGAUGUGUGUAUCCAUCAUCCUGGCAUGCCUGUCUUUCACGAUGCUUUGAAGGUAUUCACCAAAAAUUGUUCUUUAACCCAUUAGUCCAUUUAUUAAAGGUCAACACUCUCCCCAAGAUGAGUAAAAUUGUCUGGCAUUAGACAGAGUCAAUAUAAAUCCAAAUGUCAAAAGUGUGUAUCACUAUAAAAACGAGAGAGAUCAUGAGUUUACUUGAUUUAUGUGAGAGAUGAUCUGUUGAAUUAUUUUCCUCAAAUUUCUCUUCCAGGGUUGGUCAUGUUGUCAAAGAAGAGUCACAGACUUCACAGAAUUUCUAAACAUAACUGUAAGCUUUGGAUUUUUAAAAUAUAUUAGUGGCAGAAACGGUAUCUGGUUGUUCUGCCCCCUUGCCAUUUUGUCCCAGGUCAUUUCAUCCCCUUUAGGGUUUCGUCCCCUUUACAUUUCAUCCCCACACUAGAUAACAUUUUCUCUAUAAACUAUUUAUCUUACUUUUUCAUAACUGUAUGACUCAGUGAUGAAACAGAGAGGGGACAACAUAUCAAGGGGACAAAAUGACCAUAAAACGGCAGACUGAAACACUUAUGUGAAAAGAGUCUGGGAAGAGACCAGUUUCUAUUACUGUACGUGCGCUGUUCGCUUUGCCAGUGCAGGCAAAGCAGGCUCUACAGUAUGAGCAUGCAUAUGUGUUAUAAAGUUAUGGCGUGACUGUGAACGGCUCGCUUGUGAUGCCCUGCACGCUUUGAAAGCUGAAUAAAAUUCAACUUUCAAAGCAUACACACAUGACCAAAUGCUCAAUACUGUCCGCUUUGCUCAUGCGAUCGAGCAAAGCGGAUAUAAUGAAAACUGGCCGCUUAAUUAAUUAAGCAGUUACUUUAAUUUAUUUAGAACUAAUUUUACUGCAUGUACUUUGAUCAGGGAUGCCGCAAAUCAAAACAUUCCAAUAUGAAGCCAGCAGAGCCGGAAGUGAAACCCUCAAACCCUGUAGAAGUAAGUAGAUUCAGCAAGUAAAGAAAGUGACAUACUCUACUUACAAAGUGACAUACUCCACUUUCCAGAAGGGCGUAUUGAUAUUGAAGAAUUUUAAUUUUGAACUGUUUAGAUCACAAGCCAUGGUCAGACAACCCAUAGAAAAGCUGUCGAAAAAGUACAAGAACCUCGACCUAGGUACAACAUUUUUACUACAAUGUAGUUUUAUUCACAAACUAACUGGCUAUCAUGACUUUAUGUACUAACUGACUUACUAAUCAAGUAAUUAAUUAUCCUGGUUACUGAUUAAAUAUACUAAUUUGUAAACAUACACUACCGGUACCCUUAUUUAUGUUGAACACAUUUCUUGUUCUAGUGAUGAUCUGCCAUAUCAAAGACUAAAAUUUAGCAUCUCAGAUUCCCUUAAGAAAGCUCUAGAGAAACACAAGCAGUCUAGAACCACAAAUGAUGGUAUGUUCCAAUAAAGUGUAAUUGUUUUGGGAAAACAAAAUAUUUAUGGUUUUCAAAAUUAAAAUUUUGCCAGAAAAAUUUUCCAUUGGUUUCGGAAGUGACCAAGAACAUUUUCUUUCAUCAAAACAAUGAUUUUCAACUCAUAAAAAAUUUUUCUGAAAGGUUUGGAAAAUUUUCCUCCAAUGGUUCCCCAUUUCUUCCAGCGGGUAAAAUGUUAUUAUUUUGUAUUUUCAGAAAAUACUGAUCCUGGAGUAGUACAAAAAGGAACAACAUGUAAAAAUAAUGCUUGUAAUGGGGUAAGUUCAAUAACACCUUAAAUUAAACAAGCUGAUUCGUGGUUGAAGCUUGUCUUGUCAGCUCUGAGACUCAGAUUGUGAAUUGUUGUGACACUUACUGUAUGUGAAAAGUGUCGGUCAAUGUUCUACCAAACGUUGUGAGUUUUCUCUGAGUAUUCCAGUUUCUUCCUACAGGGUCGGAGUUAGCCCCAAAGUUUGGAUAGCCCCUAAGUGACACUGUAGUUGUGUUCUGUGACCAGAUCUGCCAGAGGAUAGGAUGUUUUAGUGAGGAUUCCUUAGCAAACCAUAUGAUCUCUGCUGUUUAUUUCAGUGGAAACCAUGUUGUAGAUAUUGUAUCUUUGUUUAGGUGUAUGUAGAUGAGGAAUCUAACAAACAAGCUUGUCAAUAUCAUCCUGGAAACCCCAUCUUUCAUGAAGGGUGAGUUUGUAUUUGUAGGACAUUCAUUUUCACUCUGUACAAAAUAUAGAUGCUAGACGCUACCACACAUUCUUUGUUGACUGUUCGUUGCUUGGGAAUUAUAAUCAAUUUUUGCUUCAGGUACAAAUUUUGGAGCUGUUGUCUUCGAAGAACUUGUGAUUUUGAUGAAUUUUUGAAACAAGAAGGAUGUUCUAGUGGCUCUCAUCUUUGGUUUUUAACAGAUGAAGUGAGACAUUAUAAUUAUCUUUGACCAUAAAAACACCCUAACUCGGGCUUUCAAAGCACUGAAAGGAUAGCAUAGCUGACAGGUUUAUACUGUCAAAUUGUGUUCUGUGAUCACACUAGGAAUUUUACAUGGUGACAUUUCUUACAAAUCUUUCUGCUUAAUAUAUUUCUUUCUUUUUCAGCAAAAGAAGAAAGCUGUUACAUGCAGGUACAAUACUGUUAGUUUUGUUUCAAUUAAUUUGAACCAAAGGCCUGUUCUAAUAUGCAACAAAAACCCUUGGUACUAUAUGUGAAGUCAGCAUUAUUUUAUACAGAAAUAAGUAUUUAUACUGAUUGGUAUCGAACUGAUACUUAAAUUCAAAAACAUUCCUAUUGUUCUUAUACAGAUUUGAUCAUUAUCAAAUGGGUUCAUCUGUCAUCAUAUCAGUUUAUGCCAAACUUUGUGAUCCGGAAAAAUCUUUUGUAGAAGCAAAUUGUACUUGUGUAAGUAUAUUAUUAAUAACUGCUAUAUUGCCACAAUCUAAUUACUUGAAACUUCAAUGUGUUAAGCAAGUGCCAUUCAUCAUAUCAACACAGCAUGUUCCUUUCCGGAUCUAGAUUAGGUUUCCUCCUGUAGUAACACUGGAUCAAUAAGAGAUGAUCCUUACUGGGCCUCUAGGAAGAACAGUUUAGAACUGAUAGAGCUAUCCAGUAUAAAUAAAGUUAGUUUAGUUUAGGUUUCCUCCUGUAGUAACACUGGAUCAAUAAGAGAUGGUCCUUACUGGACCUCUAGUAGAUCAGAUUAGAGAUGUCAAACGAAGAUAUUGAUUCAGUCCAGAUGAACAGUCGUGUAAUGGUUUUCCAUCUUUUUUUAAUUUUUGUAGUUACGUGCUGGUCUCGUUUUUGGAAAUUCAUCGAAAUUUGAUUUAGACAUAAAACUACACGGGGUAAGUUAAUGAGCUUUGGUGUACGAUUUUGCCCAAAUGCCUUUCAUACGACUUUACAAUGUUCUCUUUCUUUCAUGUACCUUACAAUGUUUAUAUACAAUUGUAUGUAUAGAUCAAUAAGAGAUGAUCCUUACCAGACCUCUAGUGAGAACAAUUUACACUGAGAGCAUCCAGACAGAGCUAUCCAACAUAAAUAUAAGGUUUAGUUUAGGUUUCCCUUUGUAGUAACACUGGAUAAAUAAAAUCUUUUUCUCUUACAUCUGCAGGUCAUUUAUCCAGACAAAAGCGUAGUCACAUAUUCAGCAACGAAGGUGGAAAUCAAACUUAAAAAGAAAGAAGCUUCAAACUGGCCUCGCCUUGAACUUCAAUCACCAAACAGCUGAGGUUGGAUUCAGUACAUUUGCUUUGUAAAAUGCUUUAUGAUAGAGACAAGUAAUAAAUACUUUUACGUUUUGAAUUUACUUUUUCUCCAAUUUUUUGAAAACAUGGCAAGAAAUGACUGAAAUAUUAAGGUUCACAUUUCGGCCACAAUUUUCAAAAAUUUAAAAAGUAAAGGAUAAUAUAUCCCCUUACAGUAAUUAGUAUUUGAGUCAUUUUUUGCCACUUUUUCAAUUUUUGAAAAAAUUACUAAGAAUAGCAUGAAACUAGAAAACCUGGAUAGUUCUACCAUUUCUGAACAUUUUGUCCUAUAUAGCUCCAGAUAUUUACCUAACGAGAAUACAUGAACUUUAACUUUAUUCAUGCUGGAUAGUUCCAUCAGUUGUAAUUUUUUUUUAAUAAAAAAAUUGAUGAAAAGUGAUAAAUUGUGUUUGUCAUUGAUGCCCAACAAAAUAAAGCCGACACAGUUGUUGUCAACUUGAUAUUUUGCAAUACAUGCUUCCGGAAACUAUGUAACUUUGUCUAUAGAGCCUCGUUUUUGUGUAUCUGACAUGAGUGAAAGGCCACGUCUCAAUCACGAAAAUGAAGCUUUUUAUUGUGUACUGUAUUGUGCUAAAACUCUCCUUUUCAUUGUAUUCAAGUUGGACAGCACAUAGACUGAAUUCAGAAUAUAAAUAAGAUUACAUUUUUUUUGAAAGUCCAUCUUUAUACCCAUGUGACAACACAUACCCAUUUCCCAUUACAUUUACUAUUGUCCCUUAUUGUUCAUUUUUGUCAACCAUUAUCCAUUGGCAUCAACUAAUGUCACAUUACAUUAAAAAUUACUCCUAUACAUUAAAAACUAUCCUAUACUCAGAAUUAUUGCAUGGUUGACAAUUGCAACUCUCGCUCACAUUUGAAUGCCAACUCUCAUUGCCUCUAAACAAUCUUGAGUUGGUUUAAAUUUUGACUAAGGUCUUUGCCCCAUGCUCGGUAAUAUCUAACCAUCUCUCAUACAAUUCUUGUUGUCCUUUGGUGACAGUUGAGAAAACUCUCAGGCAACACAACUUUCAAAUUAACUCAUUCUUGUUCCAUCAGUUUAGACUUGGCAGACUAGUGCGAGUUUCAUGAAGGUGUUUUGAUGAAAUCUGGUUGUAACUCUGAGGAAAGAUGCUGCAAAUUGGGAAUUAAACAACAGCAUUGAUGGUUACUAGCUGUAAUGGUGUUAUCAACUACGCUAACAACUCGGGUGUAGGUUAUUGAAAGAAGCGUCAGGGCCAAGUCACAGUGAUUCUUUUAAACUUCUUUGGCAUGUCCUGUUUGUCUCUCUCUUGAAUGCUUUGUGAGCUGUUCUUGUUUGAUAUCUGGAUGAAAACAUUAAUAAACGUUAUGUACAAGAUAUAAUUGCCUGAAAUUACAAACACAACUUCAGUUUUUGGAGCUACAACUACAGAAGAAUAAUCUAUUGGGGACCACCAUCAACAGAGCAUAAUUAUAUUACUACCAGGAACAAUAAGCAACAACUACAUACAGAAGAAUAAUCUAUUGGGGACCACCAUCAAUAGAGCAUAAUUAUAUUACUACCAGGAUCUUGGAAAUCGACAGCGUUGCCGGGAUCAGUUGAAUAAUAACAAAUUAAUAACUGAUCAUCUCUUCAAUUUCAAAAAUGAAAGCAACACAAUGAAACCUUUUGAGAACUGUCACUAACCUUUGAACAUUCACGUUUUGUUGUUUCCGAAACUUUGCUUUGUCUUGCGUAAUUUACAAUCUUCGACUUUGUUACAGAAUUAUUUUGUUUGGGAUCAUGUAGUAAACAAUCUCUGUUUAAUUUGAGAGGUUUCGACAUUUGACAGUUCAUACGCAAGCUUAUUAUUUUAUUGGCACAUUCUGUCGUUGGACUGAUGCUCGACUGCUUGUCAUGUGAAAUGUUGCAAUCUUCUUUGGUUGGCACUGUUUGAUCUGUAUCUGAUGAGUUGCUCUUUCUAUAACCAAAAACUAUCAGAUAAGGACUGUCCAUUACACUUAAACUGCGAUUAAUGCCAAAUAUGAUUUUUGGUAUGUGUAAUAGUUGGGUGAUUUUAAGAAGAAAUGUAAGAUAUCUUUAUAGUAAAAACAUACAUCUUAAUAAACUUUUUGACUCUAAACGUUCCUGUUGUGAUGUCAUUUGGGGAAUUGCAAAUUAGUUUUCUCUUGUUUUCGGCGCCUGAAAUUCCUCAAAUGACAUCAUAUUGAGAGCCGAUUCAGCCAAAAAGAAAAUCAAGACAAGCUUCUUUACUAUAGAGAUAAAAUUACAUUGAAUCUUCUUAGAAUAAUCCAAAUGUUUCGUAUGGCAAAAAUCAUAUUUGAGAUUAGUAGCAUUUUAAAACAACCUGGGCUGUCCUUGGUGCACAAAAUACUUCAAUAUCUGAUGAAUACCUUGGGGGUAGUGGAGACAUAUUGAUUUUGUCAGAUAGUAAAGCAUUUGCAGAUUUGCUUAGCCCAUUUUUUUAUACUAUGACAUACAAAACAACUAAACAAAUUCUUGCCUUAGCAUGAUUUACAAAAGUUGACAUACUAAACUGGUAAUACAGUUUCCAUAUAAGCAGCUAUAACUGCAUACCGUUUAAUUCCUCGACAGCUGUAUUCCCUGGCACCAGCUGGGCUAGUAACCCUCUUUAUUUUGAGUCGAUUUGCUCGCCUUGUAUUUCUUGUCGUUCUCUGCGGCAGAGGGACAAUAAAACGAUGAAAUAGUUGCACCAACCCAUUCUUGUCUUUAUCAACAAUAGCUUUGUCGGGUAUUCCUCGACAAGAUAAAAUAUCUUUAAGUUUUUCUACCGAUAAUAUUUCUGGGUGACUCAAAAUGCUACUAGAAUUGUCAGCCAUAUUUGUU